Messenger RNA from Cetraspora pellucida, 900 nucleotides. Lineage: Eukaryota; Fungi; Glomeromycota; Glomeromycetes; Diversisporales; Gigasporaceae. The record is from the annotation of a GenBank genome assembly.
AUGGAAACUUGGAUGAAAUUAGUGAACUCAUUACUUACUGUUACUGUAAAAGUUCAUCAAUUUGUCCAUCUGUACCUAAGAACCCAGUCUUCUACGCAAAGCAUAAAUCAGUUAAUGUCUAUUCACGAUCGUGCCAAGUCCUUUUGUUCUUCACUUUUAGAAAACAUUGUGAAUCCGAAAUCUAAAAAUGGACCAAUUGUAACUCUUACUUAUGCGCAAAGUCUUGAUGGCAGAAUCUCAGGACAUCAUGGAAAACAAUUAGCAUUAAGCUGCGAAGAAUCAUUCGUAAUGACGCAUAGAUUACGAACUUUGCAUGAUGGCAUAUUAGUCGGCAUUGGUACAUUAUUAAAUGAUAACCCGCGAUUAACAGCAAGAUUAUUAGGUCCUGAUGAACUAGAAUCAACAAUUAGUCAGCCAAGACCAAUAAUACUAGAUUCUCAAUUACGAUUUCCUCUUUCAUCAAAAGUAUUGUUACAAUCCAAGACGAAUGGAUAUAAAUCACCUUUAAUUUUUACUAGUUAUGAGCAUGAUUCUGAUAAAAGAAAGUUACUGGAGCAAGAAGGAGCAGUGGUUAUUCCAAUUGAAACUAACAAAAAUGGGCAACUUUCAGUUCCUCAUGUUUUAUCAAUAUUAUGUUUACCACCUUUUUCAAUUCGUCGACUAAUGGUAGAAGGUGGUGCUAAGAUAAUCAAAUCUUUUUUAAAAAGUAACGUGGUAGAUUUAUUGAUUGUUACUAUUGCACCCGUAUUUGUUGGUGCAAAUGGAAUUUUAGCUAUUGAUGAAAAUUCAACAAACAGUCAAAUAGAAGAAGAAGUUAAUGAUGAUUUGCCAAAGUUAGUAAACGUAAAAUAUGAGCAAUUCGGAAGAGAUAUUGUUUUAGCUUCUUAUGUUUUAUCUUAA